Molecule: messenger RNA, 954 nt
Organism: Otolemur garnettii (small-eared galago)
Lineage: Eukaryota; Metazoa; Chordata; Mammalia; Primates; Galagidae
Product: olfactory receptor 51G2-like
Exons: 1
Coding region: 1-954 (317 amino acids)
Biological process (GO): G protein-coupled receptor signaling pathway
Cellular component (GO): membrane
Molecular function (GO): olfactory receptor activity; G protein-coupled receptor activity
Source: RefSeq, a predicted model, not a curated record
AUGUCCUCUUGCAACACCAGCACCUCUGGUCACUCUACCUUCCUGCUCACUGGAUUCCCAGGCUUGGAAGCCUCUCAUCAUUGGGUUUCCAUCCCCAUCAACCUCAUCUGUGUGGUUUCCACCCUGGGUAACAGUAUCAUCCUCUUCUUGAUCCGCACAGAUCCAGCCUUACACGAGCCCAUGUACAUCUUCCUGUCCAUGUUGGCAGCCUCUGAUCUGGGGCUCUGUGCCUCCACCUUCCCCACUAUGGUGCGGCUUUUCUGGCUUGGAGCUCGUGAAGUGCCCUUUGAUCUCUGUGCAGCACAGAUGUUCUUCAUCCAUGCUUUCACCUAUGUGGAAUCGGGUGUAUUGCUGGCCAUGGCCUUUGACCGCUUUAUUGCCAUUCGGGACCCUCUGCACUAUGCCACAAUCCUUACCCACUCAGCCAUGACCAAAGUGGGAACUGCCAUUCUAGUAAGGGCUGUCCUGCUUAACCUCCCGGCGCCCAUCCUCCUGUGGCGUCUGCUCUUUCCCCAGAUCAGUGUGCUCUCUCACUGCUACUGCCUGCACUGUGACCUUGUGGGGUUGGCCUGCUCAGAUACACAGAUCAACAGCUUGGUUGGCCUCAUCUCCAUCCUCCUCUCACUGUGCCUUGACUCCUCCCUCAUCAUGCUUUCCUAUGCCCUGAUCUUGCGGACUGUGCUGGGUAUUGCAUCACCUGGGGAACGGCUCAAGGCACUCAACACCUGUGUCUCCCACCUCUGCAUUGUUCUCAUCUUUUAUUUGCCCAAACUGGGGCUGUCUGUGUUGCACCGAGUAGAGAAGCACAGCUACCCUGCUCUGGCAGUGCUCAUGGCCAACCUGCACUUCCUGGUCCCACCCUUCAUGAACCCCAUUGUGUACUGUAUCAAGUCUAGGCAGAUCCGUCAGGGGAUCCUGAAGCGCUUCCAAGAAAAGAGGGUUGAUGUUUCCUAG